CCUACUAAGCCCCAUCUUCUUCUCCAGCGCCACACCCUAUCUUCUUUCUCCAGCGCCACACUUUCUUCAUCUUUUUUCUCCUUUUCUCCUUCGUCUUUCUUCUCCUCCUUUUUCCUUCUUCUUCACCUUUCUUCUUACUUCUCCUUCGCUCUUCCAUCUCUUUCCUUCUCCCUCUUUGCUUUUCUUUUCUCUCCUCUUCUCUUUUCUUCUAUCUCUCAAAGUCGAUGGAAUUUUGAGUCAUAUAUUUGUGGUAUUUGGCUUUGGAUCUGAUGAUGGUUGGUGAUGAUUAGUGGGUUAGCUUUGGAUUGGAUCUGCCGUCUGUGCAAGUCGUGAAUGUUGGAACUGCUUGAGAAGCAGAAGAAAUAGAGAAUGGCUGCUAAACCUGGUGCAGCUUCAACCACUUACUCUCCGAUUGACCCGACCAAUAAAACCCGACCAUCUAUUUUCACUGGCUCUGAUGUCGACUGGCUACGACCCGACUCUCGUGCCUUUCAGCAGUGUAGACCCGCUUUUUUCCGGACUGGUGCUGUGAAUUCUGCAGCUGGAUCUGCUUAUGCAGAAUUUGGAAAUACCAAGGUGAUUGUGUCAGUAUUUGGGCCAAGGGAAAGUAAGAAAGCAAUGAUGUACAGUGAUAUAGGUCGGUUAAAUUGUAAUGUCAGCUAUACAACUUUUGCUGCACCAGUUCGUGGACAGGGAUCAGACCACAAAGAAUUUUCAUCUAUGCUUCAUAAAGCUUUGGAGGGUGUAAUAAUAGUGGAAACUUUCCCUAAGACAACAGUUGAUGUUUUUGCAUUGGUGUUGGAAUCUGGAGGCAGUGAUCUCCCUGUUGUGGUAUCAUGUGCUAGUCUUGCCCUUGCAGAUGCUGGUAUUAUGAUGUAUGACCUUGUUGCCUCAGUUUCUGUGUCAUGCCUAGGGAAAAAUCUUCUGAUUGAUCCUGUUUUGGAGGAGGAAAGCUACCAAGAUGGAAGCCUAAUGAUUGCUUGCAUGCCUUCUCGUUAUGAAGUGACACAAUUAACCGUUACUGGGGAAUGGUCAACAUCAAAGUUCAACGAGGCAAUGCAGCUUUGUCUUGAUGCAUCUGCUAAGCUUGGGGAAAUCAUGAGGUCAUGCUUGAAAGAAGCUGCUUCUGCUACACAAGAAUAGAGAUUUUUUUUUUAAGAAUUAUUGUUUAACAUAUAGGAUACAAGUGAAGCCACCUGUUUAGAUUUUUCUUUUUCCUUUUUUUUUUCCUUCUUUUCAGAAAAUAAAUUCACUGGCUUUCCGAGUUUUUUUUUU
Messenger RNA from Pistacia vera, 1275 nucleotides. Its product is annotated as exosome complex component RRP41-like. The transcript is spliced from 7 exons. NCBI's taxonomy places the organism in Eukaryota, Viridiplantae, Streptophyta, Magnoliopsida, Sapindales, Anacardiaceae. Gene Ontology annotation, cellular component: cytoplasmic exosome (RNase complex); nuclear exosome (RNase complex); nucleolus. The record is from RefSeq and is a predicted model, not a curated record. Gene Ontology annotation, biological process: nuclear mRNA surveillance; rRNA catabolic process; U4 snRNA 3'-end processing. The coding region runs from base 370 to 1143 and encodes 257 amino acids.